GACAAGAAACCCUAGGAGACACCGCGGAGAACUCUGCCUCUGAGCUGGUGGGCGGGCCGGAUGUAGCCGAGCGCGGACAGGGCUAGUCCGGACAGAGUCCCAGAGCCAUGGGAGCGAAAAGAGACUGCUGCGGAUUAAGGAGGCCUUUCGGUUGGCGCAGCAGCCACACCACAACCAGGCGAAGCAGGUAGUGGCGCUGAAUCGCUCCUGCCGCGGGGUAAGCGCUCCCGGCCCGCGCCCGCCCCAGCCCCGACCUGGCGGGGCCAGGACGCUGGUUCAUACACUCCAAGAGAUAGAGUUUUGCUCUUGUUGCCCAGGCUGGAGUGCAAUGGCGCAAUCUUGGCUCACCGCAACCUCCACCUCCCGAGUUCAAGCGAUUCUCCUCCCACAACCUCCCGAGUAGCUGGGAUUACAGGCACCCGCCACCACGCCUGGCUAAUUUUGUAUUUUUAUUAGAGACGGGGUUUCUCCACGUUGGUCAGGCUAGUCUCGAACUCCUGACCUCAGGUGAUCCGCCCACAUUGGCAUCCCAAAGUGCUGGGAUUACAGGCGUGAUAAAUUGACCAUCUUAUACCAGGAAGUCAAAUGAGAAGACAUCAGUAAAAAUAUUCUGGCCAACUCAUGUUUUAUUUAUCAUAUCUUCAUCAUUAAUUGCUUCUCAUAAUGCCACAGUUUGUCAUGGUAUUUGUGGCAGCAGGCAAAGUCCUUGUUCAGACUUUGAUUAAAUUGCUGUGGCAUUUUUCUAUUAAAAAGAUCUCCUGUUUCAAUCUAUAGUUUGCCUGUGAUCUGUGGGUUAAAAAGAGCUAUUUUUUAAUACUAUUUUUAAUAGUAUUCAAAUGGAAUACUAUUCCAUUUGAUUCAGUGUUUUGAGAUAAUAUAUGAUUUUGCUUAGUCUCAUUUGGAUGAAAUGAAUAUUUCCAGAUCUACAUGUCAAAUAAGAGGGUACUGCAACUUGAAACUUGUGAUACUUUCUCACUACAUGGUGCAAACAGCUGAGUCAAGUUGUCCCUGAGAGUAGCCACCUUUCCCUCAGGCCAUACACAUGGAACCAUUCUUUCUCCCUACAAGUCAGCCCAUAAUAGAGCCUCUGGUUGAAAAUCAAGAUUUUGGUGUUCACUUGGCAAUAUUUACUAAGAGGUAAAUGACGCAAGCAGUACUCCAGCCAACCAAUCUAAGACUGACCGGCGUGAGCAGAGAACAGAGUCUCCAGGAGGUCUGUGGCCAGGGCCAGGCGAUUUAUGGGAAAGAGGCAGACAUUUUCCUGGCUUUCUAAAACCAAUUUUUCCAACAACAACGAUUUCCGUGCUCUUCUGCAGUCUUUGUAUGCUACUUUCAAGGAGUUCAAAAUGCAUGAGCAGAUUGAAAAUGAAUACAUUAUUGGUUUGCUUCAACAACGCAGCCAGACCAUUUAUAAUGUACAUUCUGACAAUAAACUCUCCGAGAUGCUUAGCCUCUUUGAAAAGGGACUGAAGAAUGUUAAGAAUGAAUAUGAACAGUUAAAUUAUGCAAAACAACUGAAAGAGAGAUUGGAGGCUUUUACAAGAGAUUUUCUUCCUCACAUGAAAGAGGAAGAGGAGGUUUUUCAGCCCAUGUUAAUGGAAUAUUUUACCUAUGAAGAGCUUAAGGAUAUUAAAAAGAAAGUGAUUGCACAACACUGCUCUCAGAAGGAUACUGCAGAACUCCUUAGAGGUCUUAGCCUAUGGAAUCAUGCUGAAGAGCGACAGAAGUUUUUUAAAUAUUCCGUGGAUGAAAAGUCAGAUAAAGAAGCAGAAGUGUCAGAACACUCCACAGGUAUAACCCAUCUUCCUCCUGAGGUAAUGCUGUCAAUUUUCAGCUAUCUUAAUCCUCAAGAGUUAUGUCGAUGCAGUCAAGUAAGCAUGAAAUGGUCUCAGCUGACAAAAACGGGAUCGCUUUGGAAACAUCUUUACCCUGUUCAUUGGGCCAGAGGUGACUGGUAUAGUGGUCCCGCAACUGAACUUGAUACUGAACCUGAUGAUGAAUGGGUGAAAAAUAGGAAAGAUGAAAGUCGUGCUUUUCAUGAGUGGGAUGAAGAUGCUGACAUUGAUGAAUCUGAAGAGUCUGCGGAGGAAUCAAUUGCUAUCAGCAUUGCACAAAUGGAAAAACGUUUACUCCAUGGCUUAAUUCAUAACGUUCUACCAUAUGUUGGUACUUCUGUAAAAACCUUAGUAUUAGCAUACAGCUCUGCAGUUUCCAGCAAAAUGGUUAGGCAGAUUUUAGAGCUUUGUCCUAACCUGGAGCAUCUGGAUCUUACCCAGACUGACAUUUCAGAUUCUGCAUUUGACAGUUGGUCUUGGCUUGGUUGCUGCCAGAGUCUUCGGCAUCUUGAUCUGUCUGGUUGUGAGAAAAUCACAGAUGUGGCCCUAGAGAAGAUUUCCAGAGCUCUUGGAAUUCUGACAUCUCAUCAAAGUGGCUUUUUGAAAACAUCUACAAGCAAAAUUACUUCAACUGCGUGGAAAAAUAAAGACAUUACCAUGCAGUCCACCAAGCAGUAUGCCUGUUUGCACGAUUUAACUAACAAGGGCAUUGGAGAAGAAAUAGAUAAUGAACACCCCUGGACUAAGCCUGUUUCUUCUGAGAAUUUCACUUCUCCUUAUGUGUGGAUGUUAGAUGCUGAAGAUUUGGCUGAUAUUGAAGAUACUGUGGAAUGGAGACAUAGAAAUGUUGAAAGUCUUUGUGUAAUGGAAACAGCAUCCAACUUUAGUUGUUCCACCUCUGGUUGUUUUAGUAAGGACAUUGUUGGACUAAGGACUAGUGUCUGUUGGCAGCAGCAUUGUGCUUCUCCAGCCUUUGCGUAUUGUGGUCACUCAUUUUGUUGUACAGGAACAGCUUUAAGAACUAUGUCAUCACUCCCAGAAUCUUCUGCAAUGUGUAGAAAAGCAGCAAGGACUAGAUUGCCUAGGGGAAAAGACUUAAUUUACUUUGGGAGUGAAAAAUCUGAUCAAGAGACUGGACGUGUACUUCUGUUUCUCAGUUUAUCUGGAUGUUAUCAGAUCACAGACCAUGGUCUCAGGGUUUUGACUCUGGGAGGAGGGCUGCCUUAUUUGGAGCACCUUAAUCUCUCUGGUUGUCUUACUAUAACUGGUGCAGGCCUGCAGGAUUUGGUUUCAGCAUGUCCUUCUCUGAAUGAUGAAUACUUUUACUACUGUGACAACAUUAACGGUCCUCAUGCUGAUACCGCCAGUGGAUGCCAGAAUUUGCAGUGUGGUUUUCGAGCCUGCUGCCGCUCUGGCGAAUGACCCUUGACUUCUGAUCUUUGUCUACUUCAUUUAGCUGAGCAGGCUUUCUUUCAUGCACUUUACUCAUAGCACAUUUCUUGUGUUAACCAUCCCUUUUUGAGCGUGACUUGUUUUGGCCCCAUUUCUUACAACUUCAGAAAUCUUAAUUUACCAGUGAAUUGUAAUGUUGUUUCUCUUGCAAAUUAUACUUUUGGUUUAGAAAGGGAUUAGGUCUUUUCAAAAGGGUGAGAACAGUCUUACAUUUUUCUUUUAAAUGAAAUGCUUUAAAGAAUGUUGGUAAUGCCAUGUCAUUUAAAGUAUUUCAUAGAUAAUUUUGAGUUUUAAAGUCCAUGGAGGUGAUUGGUUCUCUUUACACAUUAACACUGUACCAAGCUUUGCAGAUCUUUUCCGACACACAUGUCUGAAGACUUAUUUUCAAAGACAGCACAUUUUUGGAAACUAAUCUCUUUUCCGUAAUAUUUCCUUUAUUUCAAUGAUUCUCAGAAGGCCAAUUCAAACAAACCCACAUUUAAGGUUCUUUAGGAUUAUAGAAUAAAUUGGCUUCUGAGUGUUAGCUCAGUGAGCUAGGAAAGCACCAAUCGAUAUUUGUUUCCUUUAGGGAUACUUUGUUCUCACCACUGUCCCUAUGUCAUCAAAUUUGGGAGAGAUUUUUUAAAAUACCACAAUCAUUUGAAGAAAUGUAUAAAUAAAAUCUACUUUGAGGACUUUACCAAGUAAUACUGUUGUGUUGUGAUUUUUAUUAUAAAUCUCAAUCCAGGUUUACUUUAGUAUAGAAUAGGACUACAUACUUUGUCUUUGGACCUCCCAUGAACUUAUUACCCUGACAAAUAGUUUUAGACAGAUACUGAAUUUUAUUGAGCUGAAUUUUCUUUUUGAAAUGAGUUAUUCAGUAGUCAAAAUUUGAAUCCGUAAGUAUAUCUACUUUGCUUUGUUAAAACAUCAUGAGAGUGGAGGCCUGCCACCCAGAAAGGCACAUACUAGUGCCUUUUAGUACAAUUUUAUGUCAUGUAGAAGAAAAUGGCAAUGUUCCUCCUAUUGAUACAGAUACAGGCAUAUGUCAUCUUAUUGCGUUUUGCUUUAUUGCACUUUGCAAAUAAUGCAUUUUUUACAAAUGGAAGGUUUAUGGCAACUCUGCGUUGAGCCAGUCUAUUGGUGCCAUGUUUCCAAUAAAACUUCUCCUUUCAUGUCUCGUAUAUUGUGAUAAUUCUUGGAGUAUUUCAUAGUUUUUCACUAUUAUUAAAUCUGUUGUGGUGAUCUGUGGCCAGUGAUUGUUGUUACUAUUGUAAUUGCUUUGGAAUGCCAUGAACUGUGCCCUAAUAAGACAGAGAACUUAAUUGAUAAA
Homo sapiens (human) is the source of this 4599-nucleotide messenger RNA. Lineage: Eukaryota; Metazoa; Chordata; Mammalia; Primates; Hominidae. The record is from RefSeq and is a predicted model, not a curated record.